CCGGUUUAGAGGAAUGGUCAUCUCCAUGGCAGUGGCGUUCCAUGGUGCGAAUGGGCAGAGAGAGCCAGUGGCUUCCGGCCUUACAUAACGAUCUCACCUGGUAGGUAUGAACAUCAGCAAUGUGCCAUCCUCCAGAAGAGGAUUUCUACACAAAGACUCUCAAGAAACGGGAAUUACUGCAAGGGCAUACCCUUGAGCAACCAUCACACUGCACUGAGCUCUUGAAAAUAUUCUGGAAUAUCCUGGAAGCAUCUCUGCACGGCAGAGAAGUGAAAUGCCACAGAAGCAGCAGCUUUAGGGAGGAGAAAUACGGUUUGCCUCUUACAGUGCUUUUCUACACUGAAAGCUACAUUCCUCCCGAGUUUUAAAUCUGUGGACCGUUGAAUAUCACUCCGCCUUUCCUGAAGUUACAAAUACCUUCCGUCGGUGGCGGGAAUAGAGUUUGGAAAAUUACAUGCCUAAGACUUCAGAUAAGCUAAAUGACAUACAUGCAAUAGAAUCCCAUUAAGAAUUUAUGCAACCCAGUCCAUUGCAUCUAAUUACCCAAAGCACAGAAACUCUCCAAACUGUGCACCCCCCAAAAGGAGGGAAAAUGCAAGGUUCUUGCUGCAGUUCCCGGGACACACUGCGAGGUGCUUUGUUACAAGUGUAUCCAAUGUCCCCAGAACCAGGGACUUGUGGGGCGCGGCUCAUCCCAGCGCCACUUGCUCUGCAGCUCCCAGAGGUGGUGGUUGUGCUACGAAGGCUGACCCUGCCAAUGGCCGACAAGAUGGUGCGCACCCCUAAGUGCUCGAGAUGCAGGAACCAUGGCUUCCUGGUGCCCGUCAAGGGCCACGCAGGCAAAUGCCGCUGGAAGCAGUGCCUCUGUGAGAAGUGCUACCUGAUCUCCGAGCGCCAGAAGAUCAUGGCCGCGCAGAAGGUGCUCAAGACGCAGGCCGCCGAGGAGGAGCAGGAGGCGGCCCUGUGUGCGCAGGGUCCAGAGCAGGCCUCCGGGGCCGCGGCCGCCGCGCCCGUUUCCCUCCCGGGCGGGAGCCUGCGCCCUCUGCCUCCGGGGACUCCCUCCGGAGACGCCGAGCCGGGACCCGAGGGCCGCGCGGCCGCCUGCUUCUUCGAGCGGCCCCCGCGGGGCCGGAGUCCCGGCCCGAGCGCCUUCCAACCGGUUCUGGGCGGCCGCGGCCACGUGGAGCCGAGCGAGCGAGCCGCCGUGGCGAUGCCUAGCCUUGCGGGACCCCCUUUUGGGGCGGAGGCCACAGGCAGUGGCUACCCCGGCCCCCUGGACCUGCGCAGGCCGCUGCGGCCCGUGCCUGGCCCGCCGUUCACCGACUUUGGGCGCCCUGUGAGCAUCAACCCGGACCGUGCACUGGGCCCUGAGUACCCUGGCGGCUCCAGCAUGCACCCCUACUGCCCGUUCCCGCUGGGCUACCUGGACGCCCCUCCUGGCGUCCCCCUGCAGCAGGGCUUCCGGCAUGUGUCCCGCAGCCAGUACCAAGGCGGAGGCUUGGCAUCAGAACCAGUGGGAGACUUCCAGCCAAGCUACUACCUGCCGCCGCCACCACUGCCGCCCCUUCCACCACUUCCACCACUUCCACCACAGCCCCAGUUCCUCCCGCCAGGCUACCUCUCUGCGCUCCACUUCCUCCCCCCGCCACCGCCACCACCGCCUCCGUCAUCUUUCUCACUGACCGUCCUGUUUGAUACUGACAAGGAGAACACUGAUGAUCAGGAUGCAGAGGUGCCAGCGGGUGAGCCCAGCCAGCCAUCGUCUCAGGAGCAGUCCGACUAGGCCCCAGGCCUGCCCUCCAGGCCAGCAGAGUGGGGCACUGGGGGGCGACAGCAACAGUUUUCUUGUCUUCAUUCAGUGAUGUGUGGGAGGAAGGAGGUUGAUAGCAUAGAUGGCAACUGAUUCCCAGUUCAAUAUAGGAGGAAGGAGGGCGAUUUCUAAGUUUCAGUUCUGUGCUGUACAGUUGAAGAGGAGUAUGGAGGAAGUUAUUACUGGGGAAGGACCAGGGCUCUGAGGAGUGGGCGCUGGGAGAAGCUCCCAUUUAGGAAUGAAUUUAACUGUCCUUGGGUUGCACUGCCGUUUAUUGGAACAAGCCCCAGAGGCAGUAUUUGAUUUCCUCAGGCCCCACUCCAGGACAGAAGGCAUCAUCUAUUUCAGCCUUCUGCUGCCUUUGCCUGGUCCUCCAGGGCACUGGGGGCACCACAGACAUCGAGAUUCCAGUUCAUCCAGGUGGCUGGAGCCAGCAGCCAGGACCAGGGUCGUUGACAGCAGGUUCUGCAGCGUCCUGCCUUGCUGCUCUGUCCCCUACAUCUUCCUGACCACAGCCCCUUGCCCCUUCUCUAAGGGGUUUUACUAGCAAGCAUCCUGGCUGCUGGGGCUACUUCAUUCCCCCUCCAUAAAGUUUCAGCCAUUAUGGGCAUUGGUUUUAAAAAAUUUAUUAGUUUGACUAUUUGAUGUUUUUAUAGUGAUUGCCAACUUUAAAAAGUAGGCUGUUCAUAAGCACUGAUGCAGUCCCUAGGGAAUAGAAUGGUGCCUCUGAUCGCCUGUGACAUGAAUAGUUUCUUCUCUGAGGACAGUUGGCUAUUGAAAUAAAAUGAGCAAUGGAAA
This is a messenger RNA of Macaca mulatta (Rhesus monkey), 2608 nucleotides long. Lineage: Eukaryota; Metazoa; Chordata; Mammalia; Primates; Cercopithecidae. The record is from RefSeq and is a predicted model, not a curated record.